ACAACAUGAAAACACUAUUCAUUUUUAUAGGAAUUUUCAUAUUUCUCCUAUUCGAGGAUGUGGGCCAUGUACAAGCAGCUGCUGUACUGUGUCCUGAAAGCAAACCAACUGUAGACCUGGCGGACCAUAAAGCACUUGCAGACAAUAGCACCGAUGAAUACGAUGUCAAAAAUAACAACAACAACAACAGAGAAGGAAAUAAAAAUUCAUUAAAUAAACUAUUCCACAACAUACAAUGUACUUUGGAAAAAGCUAAACCCUGGGUGGCUGAAUUGCAACAGGAAGCCAAACGUUUGGAAGAAGCUGCUAAACUUUUAGGUUUAGGCAUCUUAAAUUCAUUCGGUGAAUUUGUUGAUAAAUUGGUGGAAGAAAAUGCUGAGACACCGACAAAUUUCCCAGAUAAUUCUACACUUACUGCAGAGAAUUCAGGCAAUUCAACGGAAAUUGUUAGUGAAGAAAUUUCACAGUAUUUGUGUCCUGAAGGAUUUAUAGCAGAUCAUAAUGGUAUAUGUGAACGUAUCGAUUAAAAUCAAGUUAAAGUGUUAAUUUUUAAUAAAUAUAUGGACAAUUAUAAACAAACAUUUAAAA
Molecule: messenger RNA, 588 nt
Organism: Calliphora vicina (urban bluebottle blowfly)
Lineage: Eukaryota; Metazoa; Arthropoda; Insecta; Diptera; Calliphoridae
Exons: 1
Coding region: 6-527 (173 amino acids)
Source: RefSeq, a predicted model, not a curated record